Messenger RNA from Neomonachus schauinslandi (Hawaiian monk seal), 2601 nucleotides. RefSeq names its product TATA-box binding protein associated factor 4b (gene TAF4B). NCBI's taxonomy places the organism in Eukaryota, Metazoa, Chordata, Mammalia, Carnivora, Phocidae. The record is from RefSeq and is a predicted model, not a curated record. Gene Ontology annotation, molecular function: protein heterodimerization activity; RNA polymerase II general transcription initiation factor activity; DNA binding. Gene Ontology annotation, cellular component: transcription factor TFIID complex. Bases 1 to 2601 code for a protein of 866 amino acids. Gene Ontology annotation, biological process: DNA-templated transcription; transcription initiation at RNA polymerase II promoter. The transcript is spliced from 16 exons.
AUGCCCGCGGGCCUCACGGAACCGGCCGGCGCCGCCCCCCCCGCCGGUGUGAGCGCCUCCGGGACCGUGACGAUGGCCCCCGCUGGGACUGUGCCUGUCCGUGUGGAGAGCACCCCGGUGGCCUUGGGCGCCGUGACUAAGGCUCCUGUCAGUGUCUGCGUGGAGUCCACGGUGUCCCAGCCCCUGCGGUCCCCCGUGGGGACCCUGGUGACCAAAGUGGCUCCUGUCAGUGCUCUUCCUAAACUCAGCAGCGGCCCCCCGCUGCCUGCUCCUCAGAUAGUCGCUGUGAAAGCCCCCAACACCACAACAAUCCAGUUGCCUGCUAAUUUGCAGCUUCCUCCAGGAACAGUUUUGAUCAAAAGUAACAGUGGCCAGUUGAUGUUGGUAUCUCCUCAGCAAGCUGUGACAAGAGCAGAGACCACUACUAACAUAACUUCAAGGCCAGCUGUACCAACGAAUACUCAUACAGUCAAAAUCUGUACAAUGCCGAAUUCUAGUUCACAGUUAAUUAAGAAAGUGGCAGUGGCACCUGUUAAAAAAUUGGCACAAAUAGGAACUACUGUUGUAACCACUGUUCCAAAGCCUUCCUCAGUACAAUCUGUAGCUGUGCCAGCCAAUGUUGUCACAGUUACUCCUGUAAAGCCGUUGAAUUCCGUAACUACCCUGAAGCCUUCAAGUUUGGGAGCAUCAGCUGCCCCCUCAAAUGAGCCCAGUCUCAACACAGAGAACUCAGCAGCUGUUCAGACGAGUCUUUCUCCGGCGAUGCUAGAAAAUGUGAAGAAAUGUAAGAACUUCCUUGCAAUGUUAAUAAAACUAGCAUGUAGUGGAUCACAGUCUCCAGAAAUGGGGCAGAAUGUGAAGAAACUGGUGGAACAACUUUUGGAUGGAAAAAUUGAAGCUGAAGAAUUUACUAGACAACUGUAUGUUGAACUCAAGUCUUCACCUCAGCCUCACCUAGUUCCUUUUCUUAAGAAAAGUGUGAAUGCCUUACGACAACUCAUGCCCAGCUCCCAGAGCUUUAUUCAGCAAUGUGUUCAGCAGACCUCUAGUGACGUAGUCAUUGCCACCUGUACCACAACAGCCACAACUUCUCCUGUGGUGACAACAGCAGUUUGCUCAAUGCAGUCUGAAAAACCCAUCAUUGUUUCCGGAGCAACAACACCCAGUACUGUGUCAGUGCCGACUCUGAAUCCACUCGCUGGUCCAGGGGGAGCAAAAACUGGAGUUGUGACACUUCAUUCUGUGGGUCCAUGUGCUGUGCCAGGAGGAACAACCGCUGGAAGUGUUUUGCUUCAGACUCCAAAACCACUUGUGACAUCUAUACAGAAUACAGUUACAGCAGUCUCGCUUCAACCUGAAAAGCCAGUUGUCUCUGGGGCAGCAGUCACGCUGGCCCUUCCCUCAGUAACUUUUGGAGAAGCUUCCGCAGCAGCUCUCUGUCUUCCAUCUGUGAAGCCUGUUGUUACUUCUGCUGGGACCACAUCCGACAAGGCCGUCAUUGCUCCAGUCCAGAUCAAACUUGCACAGCCGGGCCCCAUCCUUUCACAACCAGCUGGGAUUCCCCAGGCAGUUCAAGUCAAACAGCUAUUCUCAUUGUUUCAGGUAGUCCAGCAGCCUUCAGGAGGUGUUGCAAAACAAGUGACCACACUUUCCCAUUCCUCAGCAUUGACCAUUCAGAAAUCUGGACAGAAGAAGAUGCCAAUGAGCACUGCAAUACCUACCAGUCAGUUUGCUCCAGCUUCCAUUCUAAAGCAAAUUACCCUGCCAGGAAAUAAGAUUCUGUCAAUCCAAGCAUCUCCUAUUCAGAAAAAUAAAGUAAAAGAGAAUGGAACAACAUCCUUCAGAGAUGAAGAUGACAUCAAUGAUGUGACUUCCAUGGCAGGGGUCAACCUCAGUGAAGAAAAUGCCUGCAUCUUAGCAACAAACUCUGAAUUGGUUGGCACACUUGUUCAGUCAUGUAAAGAUGAACCAUUUCUUUUCAUUGGAGCUCUGCAAAAGAGAAUAUUAGACAUUGGUAAAAAGCAUGACAUUACAGAACUUAACUCUGAUGCUGUGAACUUGAUCUCCCAUGCAACACAGGAGCGAUUACGAGGCCUUCUAGAAAAACUGACUACAAUUGCUCAGCAUCGAAUGACAACUUACAAGGCAAGUGAAAAUUACAUCCUGUCUAGUGAUACCAGAUCACAGCUCAAAUUUCUCGAAAAGCUAGAUCAAUUGGAGAAGCAGAGAAAGGAUUUAGAAGAAAGAGAAAUGUUACUUAGGGUGGCCAAGAGUCGUUCCAAUAAAGAAGAUCCAGAACAGCUGAGAUUAAAGCAGAAAGCCAAAGAGUUACAACAGUUGGAGCUUGCGCAGAUACAGCAUAGAGAUGCUAACCUCACAGCUCUUGCGGCUAUUGGACCAAGAAAGAAGAGACCACUAGAAUCUGGUAUAGAAGGCUUAAAAGACAAUCUUCUUGCUUCUGGGACAUCCGGUCUGAUAGCCACCAAACAGUUGCUUCGUCCAAGAAUCACAAGAAUCUGUCUCAGGGACUUGAUAUUCUGUAUGGAACAGGAAAGAGAGAUGAAGUAUUCUCGAGCUCUGUACCUUGCCCUUCUGAAGUGA